AUGAUUGAGGGGCCUCCGUGGGACCUCGAAAAGAUCCAUGACUACGAAAGAGGAGGGCAUCAUCCUGUGCAUCUAGAAGAUAUCCUAGAUAAGCGCUACAAAGUCAUUCAUAAGCUGGGAAGCGGUGGCUACGCCAACGUCUGGCUCUGUCGCGACGUCACGAGCGAAAUGCCUCGUUAUGUAGCCGUGAAGAUCAUCAUGGCUGAAGCAUCUACGAAGGAGUGUCCAGAACUGCGUGUAAACAAGCUCGUGCAACUUGGUUUGGACAAAGAUUUGUUGGCUGAUCACUUCUGUCUUCCUCUGGACCAAUUCGAGAUCGAUGGCCCAAAUGACUUACACUAUUGCCUUGUUUAUCCAGUACUAGGUCCUCGUGUAUCAAGGCUGCUGAAUGUUGAUAAGCUCAGAGAUACUGGCAAGGCUUUGAGACAGAUAUGUUUCCAGGCGAUUGAAGCUAUGGCUGCUCUGCAUUCUCAUGGUAUUUGUCAUGGCGACUUCCGGCCUACCAAUAUCUUAGCCCGGAUCUCUGGACUUGACGGUCUGACAGAGGAUGAAGUAUUCGGCGCCCUUGGAAAACCUAAAUCGACAAAGGUUGUGACAGUUUCUGGCGACAGUCACAACGAGUCCACAGCACCUCAACAUCUCGUCUAUCCUAUCAGCUGGGAUAAUGUAGAGCUAAGCGAUCUUGGGGCGAAUUUCAUCACCAACACAGCUUGUAUUAUCGACUUCGGCGAAUCUUUUGAGGUCUCAGACCUACCCUCAGAACUGGGCAUACCACAGAUCUAUUGUUCGCCGGAGUAUACCUUAGACAACGAUGUGGGCAUCAGCAGCGAUAUCUGGGCUCUCGGCUGCACACUGUUCGAGAUACGCACGGGUAGGAAAUUAUUCGACACCUUCGAUGACGACCCAGAUGAAUAUCUCUGCAAGGUGGCCACAAUACUUGGCAGAUUCCCUGAGCCGUGGUGGUCAACGACAUGGAGAAGACGCAAGGAGCUUUUUGAAGACAGCCCUGAUGAGAAUCGCCGUGUCGUGGAGAUUCGCAGGGAUUCGAAGCCAGAAGAUGCAAAAACAGAUACAACACAUGACGAGGACAAACCAAGAAUCACUAUUAUGCAUCCACCGGAGGCAAGGUCUUUGCAAGAUGCUCUUGCGGCUGGGCUUUUCUACGAGAAUAGAGGUGGCCCAGGAGGUAUGCGAUGGGGCAUUUGCCAAGAGGAGAUCGACCUCUUCUCCAAUCUUCUGGCGAUGAUUUUCAACUUCAACCCGAGAGAACGUCUUACACCUCAAGCCGUGUUAAAGCAUGCAUGGUUUGAGCUAUAG
Mollisia scopiformis is the source of this 1317-nucleotide messenger RNA. Its product is annotated as kinase-like protein. Gene Ontology annotation, molecular function: protein kinase activity; ATP binding. NCBI's taxonomy places the organism in Eukaryota, Fungi, Ascomycota, Leotiomycetes, Helotiales, Mollisiaceae. The record is from RefSeq and is a predicted model, not a curated record. Bases 1 to 1317 code for a protein of 438 amino acids. The transcript is spliced from 2 exons. Gene Ontology annotation, biological process: protein phosphorylation.